AUGAGGGUGCGAUUGACGCUGCGGCGCCUGCUGAGCGCCGCGUUGCUGCUAUGCACCCUGUUCCUGACGACUCUGCUGCCGCGGCUCUGGCGGGGCGACCGCGGCUACGAGCUGCUCGUCGACCGGCCCCCUCCCGCCGGACCUGGGCCCGUCUCUAAGGUCGUGGUGCCCUUUGGCCAGGAAUGCGCCCCCUUCACCGCCGGCGUCAUGGACGACGUGACCAUCGUCCUCAAGAUCGGCGCCGGCGAGGUCGCCUCCAAGCUGCCCCAAUACCUCAACCGCCUCGGCCGCUGCAAGCAGGAUCUGCUCAUCUUCUCCGACCGCAAGGACUCGUACAAUGGCUUCGACAUAGCCGACGCCCUCGCCCACCUGCGCCCCGAGUACAGGUUCAACAACGCCGACUUCGACGUCUACGACUACAUCCAGUCCGUCAACCUGACUACCGACAAGUCGCCCGAUGGCUGGCGGCUCGACAAGUACAAGUUCCUGCCCAUGAUGGAGUGGACCUCGUACCUGCGGCCCCAGUCGCACUGGUACGUCUUCCUCGAGCUCGACACCUACGUCAACUACGACAAUCUAUACCGUUUUCUGUCCAACUUCAAUCCACGCACCGCCUACUACUUUGGAUCCCCCGUCUGGCCGAAGAAGAAGGCCAUUUUUGCCCACGGCGGCAGUGGCUUUGUGCUGUCGCGUGCAGCACUGGACAAGAUCAUGGCACUCGGCCGCAUGUUUGGCGAGAACAAGCAUUUUCCAGGCACGCACUUCUUCGGUGUCGACGUACAGAAGCAGUGCUGCGGUGAUGAAAUUCUAGCCCAGGUCCUGAAGAAGAGCGGCGUCUCCCUUCGAGGAUACUGGCCCAUGUUCAAUGGCGAAAAGCCAAUCACCAUGCGCUUUGACAAUGAACAGUGGUGCGAAGCAAUCAUGACCAUGCACCACCUUAACGAAGAAGACUUCACCUCGCUCUCCCAAUGGGAAAAGGCGCGCUCGCACCCGGAACGACCCCUCAUGUUCGAAGAACUCUUCACAAUGAUUGAAUCCCACCUCCGCCGCGAAUCCGAAGACUGGUCCAACCUCUCCGAAGACGUGACGUACAAACCCAGUAAAAAAGCAUCCAAAUCAUUCGACAACUGCCGCAAAGCCUGCAUCAACGACAGCAGAUGCAUGCAAUUUCAACACACGGGCACAGAGUGUCGCCUCGGCUACUCGAUUCGCUUGGGCCGCCACCAGCCUCGUGAGGGCGACCGCCAGUGCAGGUCCGGAUGGAUGCUGGAUCGCAUCAAAGCGUUUAAACAGGCCCGUUCCCCGUGUCAGGGCGCCCGCUUUGUCCAUUCCAAUCCCUGA
Messenger RNA from Bipolaris zeicola 26-R-13, 1341 nucleotides. Its product is annotated as glycosyltransferase family 31 protein. Gene Ontology annotation, cellular component: membrane. The transcript has a single exon. NCBI's taxonomy places the organism in Eukaryota, Fungi, Ascomycota, Dothideomycetes, Pleosporales, Pleosporaceae. The record is from RefSeq and is a predicted model, not a curated record. The coding region runs from base 1 to 1341 and encodes 446 amino acids. Gene Ontology annotation, molecular function: glycosyltransferase activity.